GGCACCCUCCAGUUGCGCGGGCUCGGGGCCCGGUCCCAGGGUUCAGGGUGAGCGCCCUUUGGAAAACCCAGCACCUUGAAGACCCUUUAGAAGCUAGGACUGGAAGCCGCGGAACCAAAGGCAGCCAGUCCUUGGUUGCAGGGGCGGACGUGAGCCCAGUCUGUCCGUCCGCAAGGUUCCCCCCCGGGCUGGGACCUAGACGUGCUGCAGAUUCAGGUUCUCGGCGUCGCAGUGGGGCUCGCUGGCCCGAGGUAAAGGCCGACUGAGAACUCUCCGUGCCCCAGAUUCGUUGACCUACAUACAGAAUGCUUCGGUACUCAUAUUUUUGUAGAAUAUGUAAAGAAUUUCCAUCUUGCUGGUUGGAAUUUGGCAUGCUUAAUUUAGGUGUCUGGCCAAAAAAAAUACACAAUACAGCAGAAGGAUAUAAUGACUAUGAAGCCCAGGGACAAUCAGAUCAAACUGGAGCUCAGGAGUUGCACAAAUCUCAAGAUAGAGAUUCUGAAGCUAUGGCUGAAUUACACGUUCCAGUAAUGGUGGAUGAAGUUGUUCGUUGUUUGGCACCACAGAAAGGGCAGGUUUUUCUAGAUAUGACAUUUGGUUCAGGAGGACACUCAAGAGCCAUACUACAGAAAGAGUCAGAUAUUACUCUAUAUGCCUUAGACAGAGACCCUACAGCUUACGCAAUAGCAGAACAGCUUUCAGACUUAUAUCCUAAACAAAUCCGAGCCAUGUUGGGCCAAUUCAGCCAAGCAGAAGCCUUAUUAACGAAAGCUGGAGUACAGCCAGGGACUUUUGAUGGAGUUCUUCUGGAUCUUGGUUGUUCCUCCAUGCAACUUGAUGCUCCUGAAAGAGGUUUUUCCAUUCGGAAGGAUGGUCCAUUGGACAUGAGGAUGGAUGGUGGCAGGUACCCUGACAUGCCCACCGCUGCUGAUGUUGUGAAUGCUUUAGAUCAACAGGCACUUGCAUCCAUCCUCAGGACAUACGGGGAGGAGAAGCACGCCAAGAAAAUCGCUUCAGCAAUCGUUCAGGCACGUAGCAUCUACCCCAUCACCAGAACCCAGCAGCUUGCCAGCAUCGUUGCAGGUGCAUUUCCUCCCUCUGCUAUUUAUGCACGAAAAGACUUGCUACAGCGAUCUACCCAUAUUGCUACCAAGACUUUCCAGGCUCUUCGCAUAUUUGUGAACAAUGAGCUCAAUGAACUCUAUACAGGACUAAAGACAGCACAGAAGUUUCUGAGACCUGGUGGCCGACUUGUUGCCCUCUCUUUCCAUUCACUAGAAGAUCGUAUAGUAAAACGAUUUUUGCUUGGGAUAAGCAUGACAGAAAAGUAUAACUUAAGUGUUAGACAGAAGGUGGUACAGACAUCACAACUGAGUUCAGGUCCUGAAAACAAGGAAGAAGUCUCUGCAGGAAGAGCUCGUUUAAUGUGGGAAUUGAUAAACAAGAAGGUACUUACUCCAGAAGAUCAAGAUGUACAAGAAAACCCCAGAGGACGCUCAGCCAAGCUUAGAGCAGCUAUCAAAUUAUGAGAAAGUGACCAUCACCUGGUCUUCAAAUUUUAGUUUCUUUUCAUUUUGUUAUGUGAUAUUCCAGAACAGGUUGUGAUAGCUUAAAGUGUGAGAUAGUUUUGAAAUCGAUGGCAUUUAGCAUUAUUAUUUUUAUCAGAAAUGAAUUUAGGAAAUAGGAGCAUGACACAGGAAAUUCAACACAACAUAUCUGAAGGCUGGAAAAAUGUGUUUAUAUUAUAUAUGAUUUUUUUUCUAUGACCAGGAAGUUAGAAAAAGCAACUACUACUGUUGUGUUUAUCUAAAAUCAUAAACUGAAAUUAUCAAGAGAGAAACUAUUAUAAUCAUAUUUGGAUGCCCUAAAUUCUUAAUUUAAAUGAUCAGAUUUUCAAUAGACUUUUUAUAGCUAAAAUAGUGAUGAUCAUUGAAUUAAUUUCAAUUUCCCUACUUCUAAAUAAUUAAUCACUAUAGUAGUUUUAGCUAUAGGCUUUAUACAAGUUUGAAAAUUUCAAAUAUUUGGACUGGUAUUUUGACGUAGUUUAUAAAGUCGCCACUGCAAUGCCAGCAUUCGAUACCUAUGCCAGUUGAACUCCCAGCUACUCCACUUAUGAUCCAGUUCCCUGCUAAUGGCCUGGGAAAAGCAACAGAAGAUUGUCCAAGUGCAGACAAUUGUUUUACUGUAGUCUAUUUAAUUUUAAUUGUGCCCAUUUUAAAAAUAGCCCAAGAGCAGGCUUUUAAUGCAACAGUUAAGAGUCCACUUAAGCCAGCUGUGUCUCACGUGAGAGUGUCUAGAUUCAGUUCUUGGCUCCAACUCCUUGUUCAAACUUCUUGCUAUUGUGGACUCUGGAAGGCAGUGGUGAUCUCUCAAGUUACUGGGUUCCUGUCACCCAUAGGUGAGACCUGAUUUGAGUUCCUAGCUCAUGGCAUCAGCCUGGCUCAGCCCUGGCCAUUGUGGACAUUUGGAAUAUGAACUAGCAAAUGAGAGAGCUUUCUCACUCUGGCUCUCUCUGCCUCUCAAAUAAAUAAAAUAACAUUUCAUAUGCUCUUAAUAUGUCAGAAUGCCUUCUGUAAAUAAUAAAUUUUCUUAUUUUAAUCCUGAAUUUUAGUUGAUCUAUUCAAUCUAAUUCAGCAGUCUAUUGAAAUAGCUGUCUGAUUUAUUCCACAUAUUAAAAUGCAAUGCUCUCUUAAUGCUUUUAUUUAGACAUAAUAAGUAAUAAGUAUAAAAUGUUUAUUCAGGAGAGAUGUCCUUGGUAGGGAAUUUUUAGCAAAUUGAUGAGAUUGAUUCAUAAUUCACAUGUCACCUUUUUGUGUAUAAAUAUACGCUUCUAAUUUAUUCACUUUUCAGCAAGUACUGAAAUUGUCAUUCAAGAAACACAGUUAAGUUAGGUACACGUGACCAACAGUACCUGUCCUAUGGAGCUAAUAGGCUAGUGGAGAAGAAUGAAAGUUAAGAAAUCAUAAAAAUCUGUACCAAAUGCACAGAGUGGUAAAUGCUACAAAGAAGUGGUUCACAGUUCUGGAAAAUUAGGAAGUUGCUCUACUGAAGGAGAUCAGGUAUGAGAACAUGAUGAAAGAUGAGUAGCAGAUAAUAAUAAGUCAAAGAAUACAUGAGGUGGGAAGGAAGUCAUGCUGAUUAAAGUACAUGUAAAUAAAUAUUCUGUUAGUUAUCCUGAAAAUCAUAUUAUGUAUUCUAAAUUGGUAAAUCAAAGUGAAUGAAAUUCGUCAUAUGGGCAAAAUAUAUAAAAGUUAAGUGGAUGAAUUUACCUCACACUUAUUUUUAUCUACAUCUAUGUUUAACUUUAGUGCCCAUGAUUGUUUGACUUUAAUUUAUGGGAUUGAUUUAUUUAAUUAUUUUAAAUUUUAUUAGAGAGAGAGCACAUGUGCUCAUUUCUGCUGUUUCAUUGCCUCGAAUUCCUAAAACAGCCAGGACUAGGCCAAAAUAAUUCAGGAGCUAGAAGCCAGAAACUCAGGAUCUCCCACAUGGGUGGCAUAAACCCAAUUACUUGGACCAUCAGUUCUGAGGAGCCAGAGGUAGAAAUUGAACCCAAACACUCUUGAUUUGGGACAUGGACAUCUUAACAGGUAUCUUAACCUCUAGGGCCAAAUGCUUGACUCUAUGUGUACUUUUAAAUUUGAAGAAGCCUAUAAUAAAUUCAGAAUUAAGAACUGAGGGAAGUAGUCUCAAAAUGGAAAUAAGGGAAUAGAACUAAGUCGAUCCCCUGAAUCAUACCUAAAGAAUUUUCUAAGUUUUUCUUCACGACAGGCAGGCCCUUAAUUCAAUGUGACUAUAAUCCUAUGAGAAAAGAAGAGAGACAGAAAUAGGGAGACUGUCAUGAGAAGAGGGAAGCGGAAGUUGGAAUUAUAAAUCUUACAAACCAAGGGACUCCACAGAUUGCAGGCAACCAUCCACCAAAAUGUGGGAGAAAAGCAGGAAGAGAUUCUCCAUCAGCGUCUCCAGUAGGAGGAACCAGUACUGUUGGACACCUUGAUUUUUGACUGCUCGCCUCUAGAACAGUGACCCCACACAUAUCUACUGUUUUAACCCGCUGACUGUGAUCAUUCGUUUGUGGCAACCCUAGAAAACUAAUACUCUAACAGAAAAAAUUCUUCAAUAAUAUGCAAUAAACAAAAUUGAUUUUAAAAUGUUUUAUAGUAAUUAUUUUCUGUAAUUAUGUUAUUUACAGCAUUCAUUUUUGCCUGCUUGUUAAUCUGUUGUGAGAAACAUAAUAAAAUACAUGAAUGAGUUUUAAAUGGUGUGUUCUGGAAAAUGGUUUGGGAACAUUCAAAUAAUAGACUAGAAAUACAAACCAUUAUGAUUUGCAGUGCUUUUCUAAUAAAAUAUUUCUGAAUCUGUUAACUGCCUUCUAAUUUGG
Lepus europaeus (European hare) is the source of this 4378-nucleotide messenger RNA. It is a transcript of the gene METTL15, whose product is annotated as methyltransferase 15, mitochondrial 12S rRNA N4-cytidine. Lineage: Eukaryota; Metazoa; Chordata; Mammalia; Lagomorpha; Leporidae. Bases 306 to 1529 code for a protein of 407 amino acids. The record is from RefSeq and is a predicted model, not a curated record. Gene Ontology annotation, biological process: rRNA base methylation. Gene Ontology annotation, molecular function: rRNA (cytosine-N4-)-methyltransferase activity. The transcript has 7 exons.